GUUGCCGCUCUCCUCCUCACACUGUCCUGCGCUCUGGUGGCUGUUAAACCGGACCACCACCACCUCCACCACUUCCACCUCCACCACCACCACCUCCACCACCGCUGCUGUUGUUAUCGGGCUACUAAACCUUUUUUCUCGGACGCUGGAUGACACUGAGAGACUUUCCCCUCUCCUCUCUCUGGAUGGAUACGCGCCGCUCUGGGAGCUGACAGCAGGAAUCCGGGAAGCUGGACAACUUCCUGCGCUGACAGGUCGGCCGUCUCGAGCGAGGUGUCACAAGCACGAGUUUGCUCUGGGAAAGUGAGUCUGAGAAGGUCGAGUUGUGAUAUUCGAGGUUUGCUCACCUGGAUCGAGACCAUGAGAGCUGAAGGUCCGAACAAUAAGAGUGAAGUGCAGGCGGGAAGUGAAAGAGGACGAAAACUGCAUCGCAAGUGAACGAUGGAGGGAGGUGUAUUGUUUGUGUGUCCUGUUGCAAAACCAUGUGUGUGUGUUUGUACAUGACAGGGAGAACAUGUGAGGGUGUGUGUGUGUGUGUGUGUGUGUGUGUGUUCUGACAGCCAGCAUGAAGUGUUGCACGGCUGCCUUGACCUAAUCUCCUCUGGCAGCAGAUCAGACGCUGCUGGGUUGCACCGGACAGCACAGAACAGGUUGAUAUAGGCCUCCAUUGUACACACACACACACACGCACACGCACACACACAUUCCUAAUUUUUAAUCACAAAUAAACCCUCUGAAUUCCAGCUGUGACGUGUGACCUCACACCUUCAGGUACAGUACACUGUACUUUAUGUAAUACACAACUUUUUUUGUAAUUAGAAAUGAAAGAACUUUCCAAAUUGCAAAUAAUCUCUUGAAUACAUGCAAGUCAGCACAGACAGAGCGAUGAAAGAAAGAAAGAAAGAACGAAAGAUAAAAAGAAAGAUUAAGAAAGAAAGAAAAGAAUUAAGAUUAAGAUUUUUUAAAAAACUGAGCCACAGGAUUGUGUAAAAAAUCUCAAGAUGACUCCUGAAUUACCUCUGAGACACUAAGUCUUCACAGCCACUUGUUUUUAAAGGAGUAGGUUUAAGUUGACUGGAGCAUGAAGAGUGACAGAGAUAACAGUCCUGCUCUGACGAUCGUAUGCUGGCAGUGUGACAGCUGUGAUGACGAUCCAUGUGCUCAGCAGUAAGUUGACACAUUAUUUUAAAGUCUGUUAUUUUUGAAUAGUUGGAUUGUGGCAGCACAGUGGGCUCAGGCAUGAUUCAUCAAUGUUGUGUUUAGAUCAGUCAAACAAACUUGGAUCAGGCACAAAAAGUCACAAAAACAGUUUGAAAUAUGAGUCGAUGGACACGAAUCCUGUCGAUUUUUAUUCAACCAGCUGCUGUAUGUGUUGGUGCACGGCUAACUAACUGUCCGUCAGUGGGACAGUCUGAAGGCCAUGGCAGAUAUAAAUCAUGCUGCCUUCAUGCCUGUACAUAAUACAGAUCGGACCGCCCCGGCCUACAGAGCUGCUCCAUUUUUAAACCAAAAUUAGGACGCGUCUGCAAGUUUUUGUAAACAAGGUCGUCUCUCUGGUGUGUCACAUUCAAAUGUGCUGAAAACAGGAAAUGGUAGCAGCAGUAUGGAGGCCGGGGAAAAUGACACAGUGGUUACUUUCUCUCUCUCUUUUUUUUUUUUUUACUUCAGUCUCUCAAACGCAGACUGAACGAUGUGUGAGACGACUUGAACGAAGAUGGAUGGAUAACUGUUAUCUUUGUGUUGGAAAAGGGGUGAAAGUGAGUGUGUACACCCCUGUUUCAUGUGUUCAUCACAAGGGGUGGAGCCAAUAAAUACCUGUGACUCCUGCAGAGUCAUCGAACACCUCUGGUGCCCUUUACUACAGUAAACCAGAAGUGUCAGUGGAUGCAAAGACGAGUGGCUCUUCAGUUAAAGAGGACAAAGCGGUGUGAUACUGUACUGCCGCACACUCUUGCAGGUGUGUGUAACAUGACUCACGCACAGGCUGAAUGUUUGACCUGACAGCUUACAGGAACCUCCCAGGAGGACAAACACACACAUAUCGUCACUCACAUCCACACGAACGCCAGCGGAGCGCUGCGUGUGCGGGGCCAUCGCACGCAAGCGCCACGCGAUAAACAUCUGUAACUGACAGAACAAACCACAUUUCUUGUAACAGUGUCGACAAAGAUAACAUGAGUGAUGUUUACUGCACGCUGGGAGACAAAACUCCCCCACGUCAGCCUGUGUUAAGUCAUGUUGCUUAGGUGGACGAGGACUGACAACGUGUCCUUGAGCAACACAUGACGCCCCAAAAACUUCCUACUGUAACCAGAAAGUUCACAGAGUCUGAUGUGAGCUCAGAGCCAGAAUCACACCCUGUCCUAAACACACACACACACACACACACUGAGGGCAGACUUUAAGUAGUGAUAAGGUUGAUUGACAGUGAUUUUGUCACUGGCAUGUGGCCCCCGCUGUUUUAUCUGAGGAGGAAGUGAGGUCACGCUGGGUGGCGCUCAGCAGCGACAGAUGUGAUCUCAGUCGUCGGGUAGAAAAGCGCUGUGACUGCAGGCUGGAGCAGAGACACGACACGUUGUUGGAAAGAUGCUCGGGAGUCCAGAGUAAAUGGACGGCCUGUCGGCUCCAGAGUGGUGAAGCUCUGUAAAGUCAUUCCUGUAUUUCAGUUGGAGCAUCCCGGAGGAGUUUUAUGUGUCAUCACGGCCUUGAGACACACCCACACACACACACCCACACACACUGAUGUUGAGCCUCUCCCUCUCACAGCGGACCUGGCAGACCUCUAAUCUCUAAAAGAUUGAUGAGGCCCUGUCCAGGCGCAGGAGGCCUGGCACAGCGUCGAUAAGGCAGCUUCCAUUUCACCACAUUUUAUCCCUCGCUCCUUCCUUUCUUCUCCUCCUUUCCCCCGUGCUGAGGGACGCGGGGGCUGGCUUUGAAGCGCGAGAGAGGAUUAUGACACAUCGAGCCCUCUGGGUGAGAAGGACGGUGGUUUAGAGAGGAACCAUGAAAUGCGCCCGAAAUGAUGGGUUGGACAGCCGUGUGGUAGCCGAGCAGGACGCCAGAGUCGGCAUGUCACUGUCAAACUGCUGGAGCUGGAAUAUAGUGAAACUACAGAGGGACACUCGGAGCUGAGAGUAGCUGAACACACACCUCUCUCUCUCUCACACACACACACACACACACACACACACACCCAGAGUGUUCCACACAGGACAAUGUGCAACAUCUCGUUCUGUAAUGUGGACAGUAAGGUGGACCUGUUCUUCCAGCCCACGCUCUACAUCAUAGUCAUUGUUCUGGGGCUGCCCACUAACUGCAUGGCCCUGUGGGCUGCCUACAUGCAGGUCCGUCAACGCAACGAGCUCGGCGUCUACCUGAUCAACCUGUCAGUAGCCGACCUCCUCUACAUCAUCACUCUUCCUCUUUGGAUCGACUACUUCCUCCACCACGAUAACUGGAUCCACGGUCAGGAGAGCUGCAAGCUGUUCGGCUUCAUCUUCUACACUAACAUCUACGUCAGCAUCGCCUUCCUCUGCUGUAUAUCACUGGACCGGUACCUGGCUGUGGCGUAUCCUCUGCGCUUCGCCAAGGUCCGACGAAUCAAAACAGCGGUCAUGGUCAGCGCCAUGGUGUGGAUCAUUGAGAUUAUUGCCAACUCUGCUCCGCUCUUCCACGAUGAGCUCUUCCAGGACCGGUUCAACCACACCUUCUGCUUUGAGAAGUAUCCCAUGCAGGACUGGGUAGCAGGGAUGAACCUCUACAGGACAUUUUUGGGGUUCCUCGCUCCAUGGACAGCCAUGCUUGUUGCCUACCGAGGGAUCCUGGCAGCAGUGCGCUGUAACGUCUCAACAGAGCGACAGGAGAAGGCCAAGAUUCAGCGGCUGGCGUUGAGUCUGAUCCUGAUCGUUUUGCUCUGCUUUGGACCGUACCACAUCCUCCUCCUGGUGCGGAGUGUCAUGUUUCUGAGGAAGCCAUGUGACUGCGGCUCGGAGGAGAGCUUGUUUGCAGCGUACCACGUAUCGCUGGCGCUGACCAGCCUCAACUGUGUCGCUGACCCCAUUUUGUACUGUUUCGUCAACGAGGGAGCUCGGCACGACGUCGGCCGAGCUCUCUCAGCUUUGCUGUCUGCAGCUUGCAACCGGGGCUCCUCAUCAUCACCAUCACAUGUGGACAUACUCAAUGCUGGUUCAGUGACUAUGGAAACACCACUGUCAGCUAAGAAGCAGCCUUGUGUCUACGCUGAUGGAAACAAGACCAGCAGCUACAAGACAGAACUGGUUGCUCUGAAGGAGGAGUGUCUGCAGAUGAGCAUCCUCAGUGUUAAGAAGUGACCCCUGCCUGGAGCAUACUGUACUGCUCAGCUCAGUGAACACUGGCUGACAGGUUGAAUUCAGAUGUAUUUAUGAGGCUGUAGAUGCCUGGAGGUGAUAGCUUCCACGAGAUGGCAAAUUAACGAGCCGUAAUGAGAAUGAGAUGGAAAACAAAUCGCCUGUAGCCAUGGCAGCAGCCUCUGAAGAUUAUCCAUCAGAAAAACAACACGGUUGGGUGAUUGAAAUAUAAAGACACUUUGCUUUUGUUAGAUCUUUACCACUACUGAGGCAAAAACAUGUACAGCUCGGCCCGUCUGCGGUGCCGGAGGACAGGUCAUCGUGUAAAUCAGAAAGGUUUAUUAUUUGUAAUUUGUCCGGUUUUGGACGAAUCCGACCGACAGCUCACCAGGCUCAGAUCUUCGUUGCUGAUACGGUUACACUCUCAGUACUUCAAGCUGUAGGUUGUCAGCAUCUGCACAGCUGCACCGCAUGCUGAUGUCGCCAUCAUGGAUCCCGGAGUGUAGCUGUAGCUGACAAGGGUUCGAUCAUUAAAGGUAUCAUGAAGUGUUGGCAAAGUCUGACCUGCUGGUGGCGCUGUAUACUAUCAGAGGGAUCAUCAAAGUCCUCAGGAUUCAGCCACACUAGACCAUGAAUGUCUGAACCAAACUCAAUGCAAAUCCAUCCAGUAGAUGGACCAAAGUGUCAGGCCGACUGAUCACAGACCAGCUGACAAUUAAGGAUAACAUGGAUAAUUUGGACAAUUUCCAACGGUUCCAGGAGUGAAAUGCCUACGAGGACAUUCUUGAAUAUUUAAAUUGAAUUAUUUAAAACAGACCACACUGCAUGGCUGCGUAUUGACUGUGACUCCUCUGAAUUCACACCCAACUGGACACGCCGGGUGGAUGUAGUAUGUUGGGGUUUGACAUCCAAAUGCACCACUUUGGACUGAGGAAGAGGAGGAGAGGGUUGAUAUGACGAUUGUAGAUUACUGGUCAAAAACAUUUUCAAUGCUUGUUCAAAAAGAAUUUUCUCGUUUUAUUAGUUUCUUGAAGGAGAUGAUGAAGCCUUAUGAAGUACCUCAGCUCGUAAACUGUGAUAGAUGUAGUCUUUUAUGUAAUGUGAGCAACGUUUUAUCUUCUUCUUUCAUUUUUACAGCAGACGGCAAAAUAACUCAGCGCAGAGACGAUGGGGAAAACAAUCCUAAACCAAAGCCUUACACUGCAUUCAGCUCGGCUUCGAAAGUCCAAUUCAUCAGUUCUUUCAACUACAUCGUUGAAGCACCGUGGAGCAGAAAUUCAGUGUCACAGUUCACUGAAACAGGUUAUUAGUUUGAGUUUAUGUGAGAGCAUGCUGUAGGUGCCAAUAAUAAUUAAAGAAUGUGGCCGUGCAUGCUAUAAAAUUUAGAUUUGUAUUCCUGAAAGUUUCUGAAGCUGUUUCCAGACAACCAUCGCUCACCUACACGCAGAAAGGCGUUUGGCGAAGGCUUCCCACAGCCGACCUGAUACUGUUUACAUUCAUAUUUCAGACAGAUGCCUUCUAACUUAAGAACACUGCUGUUUUCAUUUACGGUCGUAUUUUCUCUUCACACAACGCUGCACAACAAAGUUGUAAGAAUCUCUCGUGAUGCCUUGAUGUGAGCGACGCUGCUUCCUGCUGACAUCUGCCAAGUUUGUCCAAACGUAUCGCAAAACUUAAAAGCCAAAUCUCAAGAGAAUCGGCAAAAAGAAAAUGUAAAUGAAUGUUUUCCAUCCAAUACCAACAUGUGAUUAUUAGGAAGUUGUUCCUCAAGAUGAGCAGAAGUCAGAAGAACAUUAAACUAUUGCAGAAGAAGAAGAUGACAUUCAUUUAUCUCAAAAUCAGUGAUUACAAAUGUAAAGCAAGCAUGUCUCUCCUUUUGUAUAUGAACAUGUAAAUAUAUCCGAUCAUAAUCCACCAGUGCUGGAUUAGAUGCCAUAAGUUGCCAUGUGUUGACUCUUUUUUUAAAUCAUGAUGUCAAUGAGAUCGUCAGUAAAAAUGUUCAGGUGCUGCAUUUAUUCACCGUGAAUUGACAUGACAGAGACAUGAGAGGUCUUCCUUCACCCGUCAGCUUGUUCUUCUAGUAAAUCCAACACAAAGUGACAAAACACAGGUUUUCUUUUAGCAGUCAGAGCUGUAGGGAUCCCAAAACGUCACGGCAGCUUUUACAGCAGAGAGCUGAAGACAGUACAAAAGGAAAGUGCAGGUGUCUCUCUGUUAGCUGUCAGAGCAGAAACAUCUUCUCACAUUUAGUUUGUUCAGUUUGCUCUUUUGUGCAAUCCAAAAACUCAUUUUCUCAUUUUCUUUUACGGUGUCUGUGAAUCUGUGGUCGUAACAUUUCAACAGGUUGUCUGUGUGCAUCCAGACUGGCCUGCUGUAUGUGAGAUAUAUAUAACAAUGGCAUGAGAAGCUUACCUUGUGUGAAGUGUUCCGGCUCAAAUACGUAUUUUGCGACGGUGACUUCAUGACAGACGGCGAGUGUCCAUGUUGCAGUUCCACUGGCCAACAACAAUGUGUCAAGGAUGAUAAAUGUCUCAGUGAUCCCAGUGACACCAUUUGAAAAAAAAUAAAAAUAAAAAAAACUUUUCUCAGCAUGAAAUGAUGUUCAGUGCAAUGAUGAUGUUGAUGUUUGGACACUCUGAGCUCGCUGCUCCUCGUAGCUUCGCUUUGGUUGUGCAUCUUUGUGUCAGUGUGGGAGACGAGGUACCGGGCUUCAUAGUGUGUAUCUGUUCAUCCACAGUGUCAGUGAGAAAUAAAUUAUGCAUAUGAAACUUUG
This is a messenger RNA of Acanthopagrus latus (yellowfin seabream), 7101 nucleotides long. It is a transcript of the gene gpr4, whose product is annotated as G protein-coupled receptor 4. Gene Ontology annotation, molecular function: G protein-coupled receptor activity. Gene Ontology annotation, biological process: G protein-coupled receptor signaling pathway. NCBI's taxonomy places the organism in Eukaryota, Metazoa, Chordata, Actinopteri, Spariformes, Sparidae. The transcript is spliced from 6 exons. Bases 3216 to 4331 code for a protein of 371 amino acids. The record is from RefSeq and is a predicted model, not a curated record. Gene Ontology annotation, cellular component: membrane.